This is a messenger RNA of Talpa occidentalis (Iberian mole), 4577 nucleotides long. Its product is annotated as protocadherin beta-2-like. Gene Ontology annotation, cellular component: plasma membrane. Gene Ontology annotation, molecular function: calcium ion binding. The record is from RefSeq and is a predicted model, not a curated record. NCBI's taxonomy places the organism in Eukaryota, Metazoa, Chordata, Mammalia, Eulipotyphla, Talpidae. Gene Ontology annotation, biological process: homophilic cell-cell adhesion.
GCUGGAAGGGAGGCUUCCUAAGAUGGUCGCUCCGGGUGUCAGGGCCCUAGGCAGCUCCACUUCACCCACAAUCUUUGAGAUACCGGGGGGACGCAGUCAGCGAAAAGCGAGCCCGAGCUGGGCCAGGUUUGCUGGGAGACCAGGCGCGAUGGAGACCGGAGAAGGAAAGGAACUCUUUCUGAAACAAAGGCAAGUCUUGAUAUUCUUUGUUUUGCUGGGCGUAGCUCAGGCUGGUUCGGAGCCUAGACACUACUCAGUGGCCGAGGAAAUGGAGAGUGGCUCCUUUGUGGCCAAUUUGUUAAAAGACCUAGGGUUAGAGGUAGAGGAGCUAGCUGCGCGGGGGGCCCGGGUCAUUAACAAAGGGAAAAAAAUGCAUUUACAGCUUGAUAGGCACACCGGAGAUUUGUUAUUAAAUGAGAAACUGGACCGAGAGGAGCUGUGCGGCCCUACGGAGCCCUGCAUACUACCUUAGGUGUUACUGGAAAAUCCCUUGCAGUUUUAGGCUGAGCUACAGAUUAGGGACAUAAAUGACCAUCCCCCGGUUUUCCUAGAUCAAGAAAUAAUUUUGAAAAUUUCAGAAAGUAUCACUCCCGGAACUACUUUCUUAAUAGAACGUGCCCAGGACUUGGAUGUAGGAAGUAACACUCUCCAAAGUUACAUAAUCAGCCCCAAUUCCCACUUUCAUCUUAAAUUACAAGACAGUCCUGACGGCAUAAUACCACAGUUGGUGCUGGACAAACCACUAGAUCGGGAGGAACAGUCAGAGAUCAGGUUAACCCUCACGGCGCUGGAUGGCGGGACUCCACCUAGGUCUGGUGCCGCCCUGGUCCGCAUUGAAGUCUUGGACAGCAAUGAUAAUGCCCCACAGUUUGCAAAGCUACUCUACGAAGUGCAGGUCCUAGAAAACAGUCCCAUUGGAUCCCAGGUUGCCAUUGUCUCUGCCAGGGAUUUAGACAUCGGUGUCAAUGGGGAAAUAUCUUAUGCCUUUUCCCAAGCCUCUGAAGACAUUCGCAAAACUUUUCGAAUAAAUGCAAAAUCGGGAGAACUCCUUCUAACAAAGAACCUGGAUUUUGAAUCCAUCCAGACUUACACAUUCAAUAUUCAGGCAACAGAUGGCGGGGGCCUUUCUGGAAGUUGUGCAGUCUUUGUGCAAGUGUUGGAUUUGAAUGACAACCCCCCGGAAUUGACCGUGUCAACACUUAACAAUGAGAUAGAAAACUUGCAAGAGACCAUAAUUGCUGUAUUCAGUGUUUCAGAUCCUGACUCCGGGGACAAAGGAAGGAUGGUCUGUUCCAUCCAAGAUGAUCUUCCUUUCGUCCUUAAACCCUCUGUAGAGAAUUUUUACACCCUAGUGACAAAUACAGCGCUGGACCGAGAGCUAACAUCGGAGUACAACAUCACGAUCACGGUCACGGACUUGGGGACCCCCAGGCUGAGGACCCAGCACCACAUCACCGUGCUGGUGUCCGACGUGAACGACAACGCCCCCGCCUUCAGCCAGAGCGCCUACACGCUGCUGGUGCGCGAGAACAACAGCCCCGCGCUGCACAUCGGCAGCGUGCGCGCCACCGACGCCGACGCGGGCUCCAACGCGCAGCUCACCUACUCGCUGCUGCCCGCCGGCCGCGCGCACCCGCCGCCCGCCGCGCUCGUGGCCGUCAACGCCGACACCGGCCAGCUGUUCGCGCUGCGCUCGCUCGACUACGAGGCGCUGCGCGCCUUCGACUUCCUGGUGGGCGCCACGGACCGCGGCUCGCCCGCGCUCAGCGGCCAGGCGCGGGUGCGCGUCGUGGUGCAGGACGCCAACGACAACGCGCCCUCCGUGCUCUACCCGCCGCCCAACGCCUCGGCGCCCUGCCCCGAGCUGGUGCCGCGCGCGGCCGACGCGGGCUACCUGGUCACCAAGGUGGUGGCGGUGGACGGCGACGCGGGCCAGAACGCCUGGCUGUCGUUCCAGCUGCUCAGGGCCACGGAGCCCGGGCUGUUCGGCGUGUGGGCGCACAACGGCGAGGUGCGCACCGCCAGGCCGCUGGGCGAGCGCGACGCGCCCAAGCACCGGCUGGUCGUGCUGGUCAAGGACAACGGCGAGCCGCCGCUGUCGGCCAGCGUCACGCUGCACGUGCUGCUGGUCGACGGCUUCUCGCAGCCCUACCUGCCGCCGCCCGACGCGCCGCCGCCCGCCGCGCAGGCCGACCGCCUCACCGCGUCCCUGGUGGUGGCGCUGGCCGCCGUGUCGUCGCUCUUCCUCCUGUGCGCGCUCGCCUUCGCGGCCGCGCGCCUGUGCGGGAGGCGCGGGGCCGGCGCGCGCGCGGGCUCGCUGGGGCCCGACGGCCCCUUCCCGGGCCGCCUGGUGGACGUGGGCGGCGCCGGGACGCUGUCCCACAGCUACCAGUAUGAGGUGUGCCUGACGGGGGGCUCAGGGACCAACGAGUUCAAGUUCCUCAAACCCAUUCUCCCCAACUUCCUUGCUCAGGGUGAGGAGAGUGUUCAUGAAGCAAACCCGUUUCAGGGGUAGGUUUGAAGUCAAUCAAUGAUAAAUAUUAAAGGAUCGAUUGAAUUUACACUAGAUAAAUUUAUCUUUUAAUGAUGGUUUCAAUUAAGUAUAUUUAAGGGAAUGCUUAUUAAAAUCUAUAUCCAAUUCAAUAUAGAGUAUCAAACCACCAGUCUUAUAACUUUGUUGAAAGUAGUCAGGUACUUUUUUAAAAUAACACUCCUAAUGUAGCUUUGUGUGGGGUUAGUAAAGUUGGUGGAUAGAUAAGAAUGUGUAUGAUUUAAGAUGUACCAUGUUUUUAAGGGUAUACUGCUCAAAUGAAAGUAAUACACCUAAUUCAGAAUGACAUUCAAAAUUAUUUCAAUAUUGGGUCUCCCUGGUGGUACAGGGGUUAAAGUCUCAGAAUUUUCAACCUCUGGCCAGCCACUAUGGCAAAAGUUUGAUCCCCAGCCCUGGAGUUGACCUACUUGGCUCAGCAGUCCUCUCCUGUUUCACCAGCUGCUCCCCUCAGCAGUGUAUUUCAGUAGAUUCACCUGUUUUGCUCCCCACUCUGUGUCUGGUGAAUCCGCUCCACCCCUUUCCUCCCCACCUCUGACCCCAGUUCUUGUGCACAUAAAUAAUAAGUCUAAAAAAAAAACAACAUUUCAGGGCCUCUGUGGUGGCGCAGGCGGUUGAAUGCAGCUCUGUGAAGCUGUCCGCAGCCUCCGCAGCACUAGUUCCAUCCCGGCCUGCCGUGGAGCAACCCACAUGGCCCAGCAGACCUCUCCUGUCUCACCCGCUGCUCCCCUCAGCAGUGUAUUUCCGUCCUUCUGCCUGUUCUGUUCCCCGCUCUGUCUCUGGUGAAUCCUCUCACCCUCCCACACAUCUGGCCUGUACCUCAGCUCUUGUAUAAAUUAAAAAAAAUAAACAUUUCAGUUAUUGUCUAUUCUUACAUUGCCCAAAAAUGGACAAAAAUACAAGAUAGCUGGGCUAUCUUGCCUCUACCUUACCAGGGAGGAAUUAUAAAACUGCCACUUACUUUCCAGAGUACUCCUUGGUCUAAAAUGUAUUGUGAGGAUUGAGGGGGGGAAAAAUCAAAUCUAAGCAUUUUAAACAACCGAUUAUGGUUUUCCAUUUGGCAAAAAACAGUUUUGCAAGGCUUCUGGAAAAAGGCAAUUUGGUUUGUAAAUUGUGAGAUGUAAAUUUUCUCAACCUGAUGGGCAUUUUUUGAAAAUUUCAUGAAUAUGCAUGUAUAUAUGAUCUCUAAAUGCUGUAUGGUAAAAAUAAUGUCCCAUUAAAUCCCACUUUUUUUGCAAAAUAUUCUUGACAUUUAUAUAGUGAUGUCAGGGAAAUGUUUUCUCUAUUUCCUGUUUUGGUUCCUUCUUUAGAUUUCAACCUGACAUGAAUCAGGAUGAUAUAUAGUCCUUCUGGGAUAAGUACUGUCCAUCCACAUCAGCAUUCGGCCUCCUGUAGGAGAGACCAAUGUCAUUUGUGAAAGAAUAAACUAGCCAAAAGUAAAAAAGAAAAGUGGAAUACAACCAAAACAUCAACAUUUAUGACAAACGUAAUAGUUCCCAAUUAGCAAAGCUAAUUAGGAAAAAAUAAAAUUUCUCCUUAAAGGAAUUAUCUCAUACAGAUAGAACUUUCCAGAAAAUGACUCCUUGUAAAUUUGCAUUUCAAUGAGUGUGAAAUAUAGGUUUCAUUUGGAAGGUUAGCUGAUACUAAAUUUUAGUGUGCUUUCACCAUUGCUUGCUUUACAAUUUUUUUCAUUCAAACGGCCAUUUGAUGUGCUAAAACUUAUCUCUCUCUAUGGAAAAAAUACAAAAGUAACUCUUUUAUAAGAAUUUAAAUAAAAUCUACAAACCACCGAUAUUAUUUAGCUAUUGCUAAUAGGUUAAUAUUUUGAAAUAAUAUGUCAUUUGAACAUUUAAGGAACUAAAAAUGUUCAUUAAAAUCUAAUACCUACUUUACCAAUUUAUCUCUUAUCAAUUUAUCUCAUUAACAAUUAAUGUUAAUUCACCCUCUACUUAUCACCUUCAAUUUAUGCCCAAACAGCUCUCUGGCCAUCAUAAGUUUUCAAAACAUUUUCUCACUUAAAAAAAAUGAG